ACUGUCGUUCGCAGUGGUUUAACCCACUUAAAAGUUGCAACGCUUCCAUGGGCGGUUACCAUUGUUAAUUUGGGCAAAAGUGGAGAUGGAAAUAAAUUAGUUGUUUGUGGAAACAAUGCAUCUAAUCCGGUCUGCACUAAUGCACUUGGCGAAAGGCCGACGACUUGAAUCAAGAUUCAAGAAUUAUCGCGGGAAGAUGGUGCGCUUUCUGCACAUAUGUAUGUGUCCAUUUCCCGCUAAUAAUAUGUGUCAAUAGCCACAUAUGUAUACAGCGAGAAGUGGCGAUCUUUACUUUGGAAGCCGGUUUGCUUGGAAUGGCUUAGACCCGGGAUUUCACCGCUACUCACCGCAGUCUGCAGUGCCUAUAAUAAGGACACCCAAAAACAGCGCUUUAUGGGUGGACGACGCGUACUUUGUGGAGAUAUUAAUUUUGAGAAAGGACCAUUUGCGUACGUGUUUUUUCGUGAGGCCGCUCGGGAAUUUUUCAGCAAAUCCAACGAAAAGAAGCCGGUUUACAGUCGUAUAGCACGAGUGUGCCAGAACGAUAUAGGAACCUCAAAAGUUACCGGUGUGCAGUGGACAACGUUCCAGAAAGCGCGGAUUGAAUGCCCACUACGUUUUGGAAGUUCCUUUGAUCGGUCGGCUAGUAAUGACGAUUCGUUCGACCAAGUACAACAGAUUACCAUCCUAAAUGACAAUACCGAACAGCUUGUUACUCCAAGAACCGUCUUCGCCGGCAUUUUCAACACGCCUGGCCACAGCCUUUUUGGGGCUGCCCUCUGCGUCUACGAGAUGCGAACUAUUGAGCGGGUUUUCGACGGAAGUUACCAGGAGCAGCCUAAUACUGCUUCGAUGUGGCAGAAACUCGAUACGCCUGAAUACCGAAAUUUCAACUGUUCAGUGCGGAAGGACAGUCAAGGCAAAAAUGUGACGGUGCUUGAUCUGAAAUUUGCAAGUGGCCCUCGGUUAAUGUUUGAAAGCGUUGGACCAGGAAUUGGGCCACUGUUUGACAAGCCAGUUGUCAUCGAGGAAAUGACGCAGUUCCAUUUUCUACAAGCGGAACGCAUUUCCAUAGGGAAUGAUCAAUUUGUCUAUGUCUUCUACGUAAUAACGAGCCAUAAAGAUAUCCGCAAAUAUGUUCUUGAUCCGGCGGAUACCCGUUCCGGGCGAGCCUGUAUCGUGGCAGCAUGGACCAGUUUAUUUAAGCCACUCGAGAGCAUUUUAACGAUGAAGCUGUUAACCAAGCAGCAAGCGCUGAUUAUUGGGACAUCUGAACGGGUUAUUCGGUUGAGUAACCACGCUUGUUAUGAGCACUCUAACGAAAGAUCCUGUAUUGACUCGGGUGAUCCUCAUUGCGGCUGGGAUAGUCUUCGCCAGAUGUGUCGAGCCCAACCGGAAGGUGACAAGCAACACAAUACCGGAUGGACGCGUUCCCGCCUGGACAAUUGUCACAGUAAUGCGAUCUUUCCGGCAUGGGAUGAGCAGGCGUGGUAUCCGUGUAAAGAGGAUGGCAGCCAUGAAUCGUGCCAGUGCCGGUAAAGAAAAUGCAUCGGCAGCCAGUGUCAUGCAAGGCAAUUCCAUAUGACCAACUGCACGCGGAACGGUGGAUGGACAGAUUAUUCCCCGUGGUGUGAAUGUUCACGGGCCAACCGCUGCCAGCAGAAUCGUACCCGCAGUGGCACGAAUCCCCUGCCACAAUUUGGCGGUAAAAAUUGCGAAGGCAUUGCGGUGGACAACAGAGCGUGUGAUGCAAGCGAAUGCGAGGCAAAAGCCGAUCUGUGCAUGGCUAUGCCGUUGGCGGUUAUGCCGGCGCCGGUGAUGCCGGGCGCGCGCUUUCAAGACUGGGGUCCGUGGAGUGAAUGUUCGCGCUCCUGUGGACGCGGGACGCAGCGGCGCACCCGGUCCUGUAUGUUAGGUUCACCCACAGGGAGAUGCGAUGGACCACAGGUGGAAAGCAAAGACUGCAAUGUGGAAGACUGUCCGCCUGUGACAAAGAUUGAUAGUUGGUCCAUAUGGAUUAGUGAUCCUCGCAAAGGGUCAGCAGAAGCGUUUGAUGAACAUCGAUUUCAGUGUGUGGCGGUUAUGAAUGGAACCGAACUGGAAGUGAAUUUGAAACAUAAUAAACGAGAAUGUCCAAAUGCUCGAGCGUGUCACACUGGCCGCGUAUACGAUGCCAGUAUAGAAGCUUCUUGGAGCCCCUGGAUAGAGUGCAACCAUAUCGGAGUCCAGGAACGCAUUUAUGAUUGUAAAAAGGCUGAACAAAGAUCUUGUCCAGCGUUUGAACAGCAAGAUCCGAAAAACGGGCGGUACGUUAAAUGCGCUCACUGGAUGCGGCAUGGUUCGUAUCGGCGCAAGUCGAGGUUUGCAGGGAAAUGAUAUCGUCAGCUGGAGUCAGUUCGGAAUGAAUAUCCUGAAACAUGGGUUUGUCGAAGGUUGUCGAAUACCAACAGACUGCAAUUGUGCGAGGUCGACGGGGGCCCAUCGCCGGUGAAAGGGCUAUGCAAUCGAUACCGUGACUGGGAACGCCUUGCCAGGGGCGGUGACCUUUCGUUUCCACGACCGACAUUUGGCUGCAGACGAGUUUCUGUGCUAUAAACCAUGCAUCCAGGGACUCUGAGAAGCUGCUAUACGGACAUCAUACACGCUGUACAAUAUCAAGGACGCUCAAAAAGCGACCACAAGUACCUAUCCAGCUAAACGGAACGAGAGUGUACAAGUACAAAAGUGCGGAAGUGUCCCAGCCGAAAUCCGACCAAUAUUUUUUGGUGGCAAGCUGCUAGCCCUAAGAAAAAAAGACGGCGGCUUACGCCCGAUUGCGGUCGGUCUAACAUUACGCCGCCUGAUCGCGAAAAUCAUAUGCCACCGAGUGGCCGACCGGAUCACACCUGUUUUGUCGCCCCAGCAGUUUGGCUUCAACGUGCGUGGUGGUGCAGAAGCAAUUGUGCAUGCGACAAGAGAAUUUGUGGAGUCGUCCGUAGCGGAGGUAACGUCGAUUUUGAAAGUCGACUUCAAGAACGCCUUUAACACCGUAUCUAGAGAAGCCGUGUUAGCCGCCGCGGAAUGCCACCUACCUAAAUAUAAAGCCUUCAUUCAGUCCGCGUACGGUAAUCAUUCAUCGCUUUUCAUUGAGCAGUUGAUUAUGUCAUCCGAAUCAGGAGUACAGCAAGGAGACCCACUGGGACCGCUACUGUUCUGCCUUGCACUCCAGCCAGUCGUGGCGUCUUUGAAAGCAGCUUUGAAUGUCUGGUUUCUGGAUGACGGAAUCAAGGGCGGUAAGCCAGCGACAGUAGCACAUGCCUUUGCGGAGAUCAUUCUGAAAGCCCGUGAAAUUGGCCUAGUGGUGAACGAGGCAAAGUGCGAGCUUCAUAUUUCCGGCGGAACCGAAGAAGCCCGGAACGAUGCUGUGGCAUAUUUCCAGGAGAUGUACCCGAAACUACGCAUCCUGACAAAUGCCGACUUCCUAUUGUUGGGUGCACCGGUUUUGGACGAUGCCAUCGGUCCAGCUGUAGCCGAAAAGUGCGCAACAGUUAAAAUGGCGUGUGAGCGGUUAGAGUUUUAAGCACUCUUCCUACUGAAAAACUGUCUGGGGGCCCCAAAGAUUAUAUAUAUGCUGCGCUGUUGCAAUGCAUGGAAACAACCGCAACAACUCUAUCAACUGGAUGAAGCAGUGCGGGUGUGUUUUCAGUCCCUGUGCAAUGUACGAACGUCCCACGACGACUAUCCUUGUUGGCGGCAGGCGACACUCCCAGUGAGCAGAGGCGGUAUUGGCAUACGCCAGGCGGAAGAAUUAGCUCUCCCUGCCUUUUUGGCAUCGAUUCACUCCGUAUCCGGCUUAAUAUCACUAUUGCUUUUUGAUCACCCUACUGUAAAUCUUUCUGCCGCUUUUGAGUUGUGGACAGUCAAAGCGCGACUGGCAGAUCUCCCGGAGCAAAAUGUCAGAAAGGUACAACGAGCAUGGGACCUUCCGCUAUGUAACACGUCACUAUCCACACUGCUCGACAUCUUUCGAUGAUGAAAUUAACCGGGCCCGCCUCCUCGCACAGUCGACACCGGAAGCCGGCAUAUGGUUAAAUGCCUUGCCCUCGGCACACAUCGGCAACCUCUUGGACGAUGACACCGUGAAGAUAUCAGUCGGCUUGAGACUGGGAGUGAAUAUCUGUGAAGCACAUUCAUGUUCUAAGUGCCACAAGCCCGUUGAUGUGUAUGGCCACCACGGGUUGUCCUGUGCUUUCUCCGCCGGAAGACAUCCACUCCACGGCGGCCUGAAUAGUAUUUUGUGCAGAACGUUAGUGUCAGCCGGCAUCCCUGCUAAACUGGAGCCACGAGGUACAUCCCACACAUCCGACCGUCGCCCAGAUGGCUGCACCACGUUUGCGUGGACGCGGUAUGUGUUUGGCGUGGGACGUGACCUGCGUGGAUAGUGUUGCUAUGUCUCACCGGAAAGCCACAUCAGUCACUGCGGGAUCCGCCGCCGCACAGGCGGAGGAUAGAAAAGCGGGACUGUACUUGUACCUACAGGGCAGAUACAUCUUCGUACCGCUGGCUUUUGAAACUCUUGGACCAUGGGGAAAAUCAGCUAGCCGUUUAGUGAAAGAAAUUGGCAAGCGAUUUCAACAGCAUACGGGUGAACCUCGCUCCCAUGAGUACCUCCGUCAACGUCUGUCGCUGGAAAUUCAGCGAGGCAACGCUGCUUCCGUUCUCGGUACAAUGGAAAGAGCGGCAGCAUUAAAUUGAAUUAGCGGAGCUAAUUCCGGUUAAGACAGCGGAGAAGGAUGAAAGGCGGAUUGGAGAGAUGUGGUUGGGCGCUGGUGGGGCGCUUGGGCAGUGGUCAGUUGUAGCACUGUAUGUUAUGGAUAGUAUCAUGGAAAGUUUGUGUAUGUAGUUGUGCGAUUGACGUAGCUGAGUGCCGUGUCUGAAAGUUAGUUCUGUGGCUGCUUGAAUUGUGUUUGUGAAUUUCUUCUGAAAGUGGUUUGAGAAUGCUGUGGUAUAAGAUGUGCCGUGCUUGUAAGCUUAGGGAACUAUAUUUCCGGUUUCGUGAUGACCUUUAUCGUGCAGCUUGUGUAUCUUAUGACCAAUUUCUCGAGGUACCCAUUUAUGUCAUCGUAAUUGACGAUUUAUGAAUUUCUGGUGAUUUAAUUUGUAUUUUCUGCUGCAAUGUCACGUCGUUUGAGAUCGCAAAUCGCAUCCGUGUCGUCUUUAUCGGAAGCGUCUACGAAACUACGAAACAGUCUUCAGUACUGUCUGAUGAUUCGGAUGAGUCCACAGGAACGCUUUAUCGCGUUGCCAGGUCCAGUCGGAAGUCAGUGUCACCUCCCAGGAAGAAGUCGCGUUCCCGUAUAUCGCCUUCUGUGGAGUCUCUGCUUCGUCGACAGAAUGAAAUGCAAGCUCAAAUCGACACUUUGACAUCUGCCGGGCAUCAUCGUCCGUCUCAGUCUUGUGCGUCGCCGGAUAUUGGUCAACGGGACAGCAUCUUAAUCAGUGACUGCUCAACGCCUGUUGUUUUACCGAAACUGCCUGUAAGUGCGCGCCUUGGUCCGUUUUUAAAUUUGACAGCAGUGGAUCCUGAAAUUGAAGCGGAUCUUCGCAGUAACGAAAGAUACGUUGAUUUCGCUGAACUGCUAGCCGCCACAGACUUCCAGUAUUAUUCUGUUCGGGAUAAAAAGUCAUUUAAGCCACCGCCAAUUGAAUCAUUUGCACAGUGGGUUAGUGCAUGCUCUGUGUUUAUGGCUCACCGUACGCAUUAUUAUCCUGACAUGCGCCUGCCGUUGAUUAAGUACUUGAGUGUUAUGGCUAGUUUUGCGGCCAGUGGUUACUCUGUUAACCAGUGGCUGGGUUACGACCAUCGCUUUCGUAUGUUUGCUCGUACGCAGCCGUUCAACGUGGCUAUAUGGGAGACAGCUGAUCAAGAAAUCUUUCGGCAGUCUUUCCAGAUGCAACGUUUACCGGAACAACUGCAGAUGCAACGUCUAUCGGAACCGCAGCGCGGUGCUUGUAAUAACUGCGGCCGUAAUGGUCAUUUUGCUCGUAAUUGUUGGAUGCGGCCGGCUGUAGGUGUAGCAAGUACUAGCAGCAGCAGCACACAGCUUUUUCGUGACCGGCCGGCUGCGGCCGGCGGGGAUCGAAAAAAUAGUGCCGGUAGUGUGGGAAAAGUCAUUUGUCAGGACUUCAACGAUGGAAUUUGUUCAACACCAUGCCGUAAGAAACUUCGUCAUUUCUGCUUACAUUGCGGACGUGGAGGCCACGGUUUCUAUUCCUGCUAUGAAGUCAAUGAUGCCAACAAAACCGGCAACCCCGCUUCGUCGUGAGAAAUUUGUCCAGUUAUUGGCAGACCACCCAGAUCGGUUGUUCGUUGCGCAGAUAUCUGAUAUCUUAUUAAAUGGAGCGGAUAUUGGUUAUACCGGCCCCGCGUAUCUUGGACAGUGUCUAAUAUGAAAUCAGCAGUUAUCCAUCAUGAUAUUUUGUUAGCGUCUGUGCAGAAAGAAGUGUCAUUAGGCCACUCUGUUGCCCGUUUGAUAACCGCCAUUAAUUAAUUUUGUCUGCAAUUCCCUCGGCGUUAUUCCCAAAGCGUCAGGUGGACACAGAAUCAUAAAUAAUUUGUCAGCUCCGUCUGGCACAUCUGUUAACGACUGCAUUGACCGCCACACAUAUACUGUUUCUUACUGUACAGUCGAUGAUGCUAUCCGCUAUUUGAAGACAGCUGGUAAAGGCGCAGUUAUGGUAAAAUUAGACAUUAAACAUGCCUUUAGACUGGUGCCAGUUCGGCGUGAAGACUGGCAUCUCCUGGGUUAUCGUGUGGGAAAUGGAUACUAUUUUGAUAUAGUUUUACCGUUCGGCUCGCGUUCUUCUCCCUAUUUAUUCUGCUUAUUCUCUGAAGCAGUUCACUGGAUCUUAUCGAAUAUCACCCAUCAUAAGUGGAUUUUGCGUUAUGUGGACGAUUUCCUUAUCAUAGGCUUGGCUGGUUCGGCACAGUGUCAGCUUAUACUUGACAGUUUCAUUGAUUUAUGUGGCAUUCUUGGCGUUCCGUUGGCGGUCGAAAAGACCGAAGGUCCGGCAACUGCACUGACCUUUUUAGGGAUUGUGCUUGAUUCAGUGGCCGGCACCAUCUCUUUGCCUUCUAAAAAGCUUGCGGAAAUUGUUUUAGUGCUUGCACAGUGGGCUGAUCGUACUACUUGUUCCAAAACUGAGCUACAAAGUAUUAUCGGUAAAUUACAGUCUGCUGCAAAAUGCGUGCCGGUUGGUCGGCUUUUUCUACGUCGUAUGAUUAACUUGCUGUGUAAUCAGUUGGAUGAAGUUGUAUUGGAUGCCGGCUUUCAUGCGGAUAUACAGUGGUGGCGCGAUUUCUUGCCAACAUGGAACGGCACUAAUUCCUUCAUGGACAUAGAUUGGUCUGAUGCGGAUGUGUUACAGUUAUUCACUGACGCAUCGUUAUCGGUGGGAAUUGGUGGUUAUUUUGCCGGUCGUUGGUUUUCUGCGAAAUGGCCAGCUGGCGCGGUUAUGGCUGAGCACAGUAUCGCACUCUGUGAGAUAAUUCCAGUAUACAUUGCAUGUCUGCUAUGGGGAAAGUUACUAGCCGACAAAAAAGUUCAGUUGCAUUCUGACAAUCUCGCUGUUGUGCAAGCAUGGUCUAAGUUUUGUUCUGCUAAUUUACAAAUAAACUCUGUUAUGCGGAAAAUAUUUUUUAUUGCGGCUCAACAUAAUUUCAAUUUAAGAAUUGUCCACAUAGCUGGUUUGUCGAACAAUGUUGCCGACGCUUUGUCUCGUGGUCAGCUAGUUAUAUUUCGUCAGCUUUGUGCUAAUGCUAAUGCUAACCCUGAGUUCGUACCCGAUGUGUUGAAUGAGUUACUAGUUGAGUAGCAUGGAUUCUACUAUUAAAUUGUUAUUAAAAAGUCAUAUUGCAUCCUCUUCUCGGUCCGUGUACUGCA
Messenger RNA from Paramacrobiotus metropolitanus, 7922 nucleotides. Its product is annotated as semaphorin-5B-like. NCBI's taxonomy places the organism in Eukaryota, Metazoa, Tardigrada, Eutardigrada, Parachela, Macrobiotidae. The record is from RefSeq and is a predicted model, not a curated record. Gene Ontology annotation, molecular function: semaphorin receptor binding; chemorepellent activity. Gene Ontology annotation, biological process: positive regulation of cell migration; semaphorin-plexin signaling pathway; negative regulation of axon extension involved in axon guidance. The transcript is spliced from 13 exons.